This is a messenger RNA of Micromonas commoda, 918 nucleotides long. RefSeq lists its product with no specific name. Bases 1 to 918 code for a protein of 305 amino acids. Lineage: Eukaryota; Viridiplantae; Chlorophyta; Mamiellophyceae; Mamiellales; Mamiellaceae. The transcript has a single exon. The record is from RefSeq and is a predicted model, not a curated record.
AUGUCCGGAUCCACCGCCGCCGCGACGAACCCAGCCGCCUCCUCGCCCGCGCGAGCCAACGCCGAUGAUGCCCCCUCCGGCGACGGCUUGGGCGCCGCCGCGAAGGCCAAGCUCAAGGGCCUGCUCGCCGCCGCGUUCGGCAGCUCGGUGACCACCGUGAGGAUCGACGUUCAGGCGCCGAGGCUGACCCGCGAGCGCAGGCAGAGGAAAGCCUACGGGGGCUGGGGGGACGCCCCGGCGAGAGCCGCCGACGGCGACGACGGUUUCACGCGCGGCGGCAUCACCUCGCACAACUUCAGCGUCGAACAGACCAGGCUGCAGGUGAAGCAGAAGUGGGAGACCGGUUUGUUCGAGCAACAGCAGACGGGCGGCGGGACGGUCAUCAAAUCCCGGCUGGACCUCGGCGCCGGGCUCGACGUCGGCCUCUUACGAGCAGAAGUCGUCCCGGAUUUACGCGUCCGAUGCAGACUGGGCAACGGGGACAACGCGCCGAGCGUCUACCUCCGCGCGCUGCCCGAGCGCGAGAUCGUCGCCCGCGGAAGGAUCCCUCUCGCGAACACCGGCGUCUUCCUAGCCCUGCGACUGGAAGUCCCGCUCCGGUUCAUCACGGAGGGCGGCGGAAGUAACCCCUUCACGCCAAAACCGGUAAUCGCCGCGCAACUAUGCAGGCCAUCCGGAACUGGCCCGCACCUGUCCACGGGGGGUCUGGAGUUUGACGAGACGCUGCUGACGAUCGGGCGGGACUGCGCGCUUCGCGUGGCGGCCAACCUGGACUUUCCGCGCGAGUACCCGCCAUCGACACGAGGGGGCGGACCGAGGCUGGACGUGAGAAACUUGGGCGUCAAGUUUCGCAAGCGGUGGUACGAGGAGCGAGACCGGCGAAAGGCGGAGGAGAACGGUCGGGGAAAGGGUCGAUGA